Molecule: messenger RNA, 605 nt
Organism: Microdochium trichocladiopsis
Lineage: Eukaryota; Fungi; Ascomycota; Sordariomycetes; Xylariales; Microdochiaceae
Exons: 1
Coding region: 64-444 (126 amino acids)
Source: RefSeq, a predicted model, not a curated record
GCCUGCCUGACUGGUGACCGGGUGAAGGACCGUGAACACUCGUGCUGACGGAUAGACAGACGUAUGAGGCUGUCAUGGCACCUUGCUUUUGUCAUCCCAUCUAGAACCGCACGGCUUCAGCAGCCACUCACCUGCUCCUUCCCCUUCUCCUUCUCCUACUUCUCCUCGCAGUUCUUCUCACUUCGCUUGCUUCCGUGUUUGCCAAUCUCCAGAUUUGGCAGCCCGACCCGUGUCGCACACAGCAGCCAACAUCGCCUAGGCGGACCUCCGCCAACCGAUCGAGUCACGCCCGCCGAGCCCCAUUGCCCCCCCGCCACUGCCACGCCUUUCCGCCGACUCACAUCUGACUCUCCCCAAACCUCCAUCCGUCAUCACCACCUCCAACACCACCACCACUCCCACCACCCCCCGCGUCACAGCCACCCGCUACGUCCCUCACGAUAAAGUCGAAGGGAAGAUCCGGGUCUCACCCGACCGCCACCAUUCCUCCCACCACCAGAAAACGAAAGGCCGCUGAGGCGAAGAUAGCCCGGUCGUCGACCGACCCUGACGCUCCCCCUCCCAAGCGUCCCUCCGCCUCAGCAGCCACAGAGCAGGACGUCAUC